Messenger RNA from Fusarium tjaetaba, 1188 nucleotides. RefSeq lists its product as uncharacterized. The record is from RefSeq and is a predicted model, not a curated record. The transcript has a single exon. Lineage: Eukaryota; Fungi; Ascomycota; Sordariomycetes; Hypocreales; Nectriaceae. Bases 1 to 1188 code for a protein of 395 amino acids.
AUGGAGUCCUCUAAGUUGUUGUCUGGAGAGUCACCUGCCCGUCAUGGAGGCCUGUUCAAUCCUUUACCGGCAAAGUCGAGCUUAACAUUCCAUUUGUUCCCAAAUCUCCCGAAAGAAAUUAGAGACAUGAUUUGGGAGAAGAGCCUGAUCUGCGAGCGAUAUAUCCCGGUUGAGCUUUGGCAUAAAGACAAACGAUCUGGAGAUUUCUGCCGGUCAGAAUUACUCCCACCUACCGAUCAAGAGCACAGAUUAGUACUCAAGAAUCCACCGAGGCCCAAUGCUAUUUUUUGCACCAAUGCCGAAUCUCGUGCAGCUGCUUGUCGUUUCUAUAGGGUGCAUCUUCCUUGCUACUCCGCCAAGGGUUCACAGUUACACGCACCGGGAACGUUUUGGUUCAACCCUGAGCUGGACACUCUGGAAUUUCCUGGGUUCGAGCACUUUACAACCCUUGCAAAUGAUCUUUGGCGCCACGACCGUAAAAAGAAAGGACUACGCAAUGUAUCUUUCAGCAUCGACGGCAAGAGUAAUUUCUUGUUUCAUUGCUUCUACAAAGGUGCUGCUUCCUCAGACCAGCUUCGCCAAGCUGUUGGCCGAUUUGAGCAUGUCACCUUUAUUCAUUACUCAUUGCCUAGGGUGAUGUUGGCUUUCACCAGGAAUUCUUUCUGUUACACGAAACGCUCGCUCCCAUUUGUAUACCCCCGUUCACUUCCUGUUGCAGGGGCGACUGGUAGCUUUUCACGGCAGCAAGACCCACGUCCUAUCGAGGAUAACGUACUCGAGAGUUUCUCAUUCGAUGGCUUCCCUGGGUUUGGGCGAAUGGCUCUGGAUUGGAGGAACUGGUUCCAGGAACUAAGAGCAGGAAGGCCAUGUGUCUUCAGAUUCGCAUAUGCAGCUGAUGAAUGUCAGAAGCCAUUCAUUACUGAUGAAGCGAGCGCUAUGGAGUAUCUAAAGGACGAAGAUAAAAAGUGGCAAGAGAGUUUUGACUGGGAAAUAAGGAUACACGCCACAAACCCAUGGAGAUCAGGAUACACGAUCCCCGAGCAGGUUGAUAGCGGACUUGAAACUGCAUUUGGGUUUUGGACCUUUCCUCUUGAGCCUCAGGGUCCAUUUGCCAACCCACCAGCCUCCCGAAAAGCAGUUUACGACCUUUCUGCCUACCGACCAGAGCUAUGCGUAUUUCACUUUUAA